Chrysemys picta bellii (western painted turtle) is the source of this 1367-nucleotide messenger RNA. The record is from RefSeq and is a predicted model, not a curated record. Lineage: Eukaryota; Metazoa; Chordata; Testudines; Emydidae.
CAGCCCAUUGUCCCCCCACUGGCCAGAGCCGGCUGCGACUCCGGGUCACCAGUCGCUGGGGUCUCCGUUCUCCAGGCCGUCGGCCGGGGUCCCAAGUUCCUUCUCCGGGUCUGUGUCCCAACGAACUCCCUCUCCCCUCCCCUCGUUAAACCAGGGACACUGAGUCCCACCCCCUCGGCGUGCAAACCAGUGACAAAACCCAGAGAACCCCCCACUUCAUUACGGGGGGGCCAGAAUCUGUCUGUCCCUCUGCGGGGGCGGGGGCUGCUCUGUGUGUGUGGGGGGGUCUCAUUCCCCCUCUCACGGCCCCCCCUGCCCCGCAGACGGGACGCUCUACGCCGGGCUGCACGUGGAUUUCAUGGGCACCGACGCGGCACUUUUCCGCACCCUGGGCCCCCGGCCGGCCGUGCGCACGGAGCAGUACGACUCGCGCUGGCUGCAUGACCCCGUUUUCCUCCGGGCCCACGUGGUGCCGGACAGCUCCGAGCGCAGCGACGACAAGCUCUAUUUCUUCUUCCGCGAGCGGGCGCUGGAGGGCACCGUGGGGCCCGGCGUGCUGGCCCGGGUCGGCCGGGUCUGUCUGAACGACGACGGCGGGCAGCGGGCCCUGGUCAAUAAGUGGACGACGUUCCUGAAGGCCCGGCUGGUUUGCUCCGUGAUGGGCGAGGAUGGAGUGGAGACCUUCUUCGACGAGCUGCGAGACGUUUUCCUGCUGCCGACUCAGGACGAGAAGAACCCCCGCGUGUACGGGCUGUUCUCCACCCUGGGGUCGGUAUUCCGGGGCUCGGCCGUCUGCGUGUACCCCCUGAACACCAUCCGCAGCGCGUUUAACGGCCCCUUCGCCCAUAAAGAGGGGCGCAGCUACCAGUGGGUGCCCUACACCGGCCGCGUGCCCUACCCCCGCCCCGGAGCCUGCCCGGGCGGCGCCUUCACCCCGGGACUGGGCUCCACGCGCGAGUUCCCAGACGAGCUGGUGAUGUUCGUGCGCUCGCACCCGCUGAUGUACGACCCCGUGUACCCGGCGCCGCGGCGCCCCCUGCUGGUCCGCGCCGGCCUACCCUACGGCUUCACCACGCUGGCCGUCGACCUGGCCCAGGCAGCCGACGGGCGCUACGAGGUGCUCUUCCUCGGUACCGACCGGGGCACGGUGCAGAAAGUGGUGGUGCUGCCCAAGGACCCAGGUGUCCUGGAGGAGCUGACCCUGGAGGAGGUGGAGGUGUUCAAGACCCCCGCCCCCGUGAAGACUCUCUGGAUUUCGUCAAAGCGGGUAGGUCGGGGGCAGGGCUACCACACCCAGAGGUGCCAUGGUCUGGCAGGGGGGCUGGGGGCCCGGAUGCCUGGGUUCUCUCCCCGGCUCUGGGAGGGGA